CUUUCCAUUGGACCAACACCAAGCGCAAAAGAGAAGAAACAUGAACUGAACGGACAAGAGUUGCCAUACGACGUUAUAAAUGGAAUGCCGAUGUUCCAAAAGGACCAUGUCAUUGGCAAACGCUACCAGAUUUUUGAACGAAUUGGCUGGGACGAUCGUGUCGGAGCAACAUAUUUGGUUACUGCUCCUGACGGCAAAGAACUAGUCUUACGCGUAGGAAACGAUCAAAUACUAAUUCCACAACUUGAAGCAUCGUUUUUAUGUAAGAUUGAGCAGCAGAACUUAUGGCGCUUCUUCUCGCAAGUGCAUUCAAUCUACCAAGAAGAGAAAUUCUACUAUUUGGCACUGUACUUCCGCAGCGGACCGACACUUAGCCAAUGUUUGAAGUAUUGUGGAGGGAAAUUCACUCACGGUUCGGGUGGUCGCCUAGCUCUCGACGUACUGCGGAUUAUACGUAUAACACACAACCUUGGAUACCUCGUACGUUCACUUAAUUUGGAGAUGUUUCACUUUGACGCUUGCUCUCGCCACCUUUUCAUGGCAGAUUUAUCGACUGUUCGAAAGGACACAUCCAAAAGUAACACUCACAAUCACGAACUAGUAAUGCCUCAUUGGUGUGGUGGCCUUAUCUUUGCACCUAUGACGUUCCAUGAUGAUGGUGAACUUCUUUCUCACAAAACCUCACACAAGCGCUGA
This is a messenger RNA of Haemonchus placei, 696 nucleotides long. The record is from the annotation of a GenBank genome assembly. NCBI's taxonomy places the organism in Eukaryota, Metazoa, Nematoda, Chromadorea, Rhabditida, Trichostrongylidae.